AUGGCGUCCCUUCCUGGCUUCCAGGAGCACUUUGGGAUCAGGUCGGGUGCCAACGCCAACGAUAUUCGCAACUUUAUAUCCAUAGUGUACGUCGGCUUCGGCGUCGGAUCUGGCCUGACGUUGUUCAUCAACGACAGGCUCGGAAGGAUACGGUCCUAUCGCCUGUAUGCACUCGUCUACUGCAUCGGCAGCCUCGUCACCGUCUUCGCGCCCGACGUGCGGGUUCUGUACGCCGGGCGUGUCGUCCAAGGCCUCGGCCUCGGCCCGCUCACCGUCAACGGCCCGCUGUCCAUUGUGGAAAUCUCGCCGCCGCAGAUCCGGGGCUUGCUGACGAGCUGGUUCAGCAUCGCCAUGGGGGCCGGCCUCAUCGGGGCCAACUUUUGCACGCUGGCUUGUUUCCGCCACGUGCCCGUCGGCAAGCUCCAGUUCCAAAUCGUCAUGCUCGUCCCCGUUGUCUACAUUGCUGCCUGCAUGGUGGGAACCCUCUUCAUUGAAGAGUCUCCCCGCUGGCUGUUCCUCGUUGAUCGUCGCCAGGAAGCAGUCGCAGGACUGGCAAGGGUUCGAGGUCUGCCUGCAGACGACCCUCGUCUCCAGCGCGAGGUUGCCGACAUCGAAGACAAUAUUAACAAAUCGGUAGAGGCAGUAGGUGGUUCAGGUUUCUGGACCAUUGCCAAGGAGACCUUUACUUCAGCCUCGAACCUGCGGCGCGUGCAGCAGAGCCUUCUCACAUACACUUUUGCGCAGCUGUCGGGUGCCAAUCUCAUCACAUCGUACUUUGUGCCCAUCAUGGCCAUCGUUGGCAUCUCCGGCGGCACCGAUCAGUCCAUGUUCUUGAGCGGCAUGUAUGCAGUAUCCAAGUUGAUCUAUUUGCUAGUCGCCACGUUCUUCCUGGUAGAUGCGUUUGGCCGUCGCAGGUCGCUUUUUCUAGGCGCCGGGGUACAACUGGCCACACACCUUUAUCUGGCAAUCUAUCUUCGGUUUUCGCAAAAGGGACUUGCCACUGAGGCAGCUUCGAAAGUGGCCGUUGCAGCCUUGUUCGUUCAUGCGUUUGGGUAUAGCGUCGGGCUUGCCCUUGUACCAUACAUCUUUGGUAGUGAGAUUUGGCCCAAUCGCAUCCGUUCUUUUGGCGGAGCAAUGAGUCAAACCUUUCACUGGCUAUUUAUCUAUGCCAUGCAAUACAGCAUGCCGUCAAUCCUGUCCGCCUUUCACCAGUGGGGAGCGUUCCUGUUCUUCGGCGCCUGGUGCGUCGUUGCCAUUAUUUAUACAUUUCUGAUGGUCCCCGAGGUGUCUGGUCUCACUGUGGAGGAAAUAGAAGACACUUUCAAGGGUUCAUGGUUUGUCGCUUACCAGACGUCGCGACGACGACGAGUUAUUGAAGGGCGAGACGAUGCUGAGGGCUCAGUUCUUGGUAAAACAGUGCAAGUGCAAAGAGGCCGUCAUCAUAACAUAUCAAAGGACGACAAAUAG
Messenger RNA from Cordyceps militaris CM01, 1467 nucleotides. Its product is annotated as sugar transporter, putative. Gene Ontology annotation, molecular function: carbohydrate:proton symporter activity. The record is from RefSeq and is a predicted model, not a curated record. Gene Ontology annotation, cellular component: membrane. The transcript has 2 exons. Bases 1 to 1467 code for a protein of 488 amino acids. Lineage: Eukaryota; Fungi; Ascomycota; Sordariomycetes; Hypocreales; Cordycipitaceae. Gene Ontology annotation, biological process: transmembrane transport; carbohydrate transport.